Molecule: messenger RNA, 1068 nt
Organism: Oryza sativa Japonica Group (Japanese rice)
Lineage: Eukaryota; Viridiplantae; Streptophyta; Magnoliopsida; Poales; Poaceae
Product: heavy metal-associated isoprenylated plant protein 28
Molecular function (GO): metal ion binding
Source: RefSeq, a predicted model, not a curated record
UGCAUGUGUGGCAGCAUGUCUCCUGCAUGCAGUCGAUCGAGUCUCUGAAAUCAACCUCUCAUUGCGUGCCCAUGAGCUAGCCAUGCAUUCGCCAUUGAGAAGUGAGCUUGAGGACGAAGAAGAAGAAGUAAACUACUCUACGGUUCACUCAUCUCCAUGUAGACCUAGAUCACCUUUGGAAAAGUAGAGAGAGAUCGCCACCAUUUCAUAGGUAGGCCAUAGAUUAGCUCCAAGCACCAGGAAUCUCUUGAAACACCGUCUUUAACCUUUCCCAUUCAUCACAUCCUGCCGGUGCCUCUUUUGUGCCUUUGUUGCUACGCCUUAUAGCUUCUUCUCGUGGGUCUUUCUCUCUUCUGCUAUAAGAGCCCUGCGCCGUCCUCAUCAUCAUUCUCCCUCUAAUUCGAUCUUCUUCUUCUUCUUCUUCCUCCGCACCGUCGCGCCGAUCGAGGAACCGACAAUUGUGUAAGAUCGAUUGUUCAUCCAUGGAGAGCACCGAGCUGAAAGUGGAGAUGGUGGCACUGCAUGAGAAGAGGGUACGAAAAUGCCUGUCCAAAGUGAAAGGGGUGGAGAGGGUGGAGGUGGAGGGGAGCCUGCAGAAGGUGGUGGUGACCGGGUACGCGAACCGGAGCAAGAUCCUCAAGGCGCUCAGGAGGGUGGGGCUCAGGGCGGAGCCAUGGUCGCCGAGGAACGAGCUGCUCAGCGCCUACGCCGCCGGCAGCCUCAUGGCGGCCAACAACUACUACCACACCUUCUUCUGAGCUACUGAUAUCCAAAGCCACCGGCGGCGAGUCGGCGACUGAACCUAGCUUGCCUGACUGUGCUGGGAUAAUGCUGCGUAGUUUACCUUAGAUAUGUGGUGAUCUCCACUUCGAUCUUCUUCCAUUGGUGUACAUGAUCUCGAUCGCAGUUGCUAGCUUUUUGUUUUUCUCCUUUGGUUUGGGGAGGUGAAAUGGUGAGGCAUGCAGAUGUAAAAUGUUCUGCAGGCAAAAAGAUUUGUUAAGUUUGUGGCAUCAAGGGAAACAAAUUAAUGCUUCAUCUAUAAAAAAAACAACCAAAUGCUUGAUUUGA